AUGCGUGGGGGCAGGGUCACGAGGGUGCCUUUGCAGUCAGCCCUCCCUCACUCACAUCACGCCAAGCCAUCUGAACACAACCAGGAGAGCAAGUGUUUGCACCGGCCUCAGAAAGCUCCCCCCGGGCAGCACAGACACUGUGAGCGAUGCUUCAGCCGGCACUGCCACGCACCAGUUGAGAUCUCCGUGUCCUGCGUGGUGAUCAGCUGCCGCCUGCACUGCGGGGCCACCUUCCACAUGUGCAAGGAGGAGGAGCACCAGCUGCUCUGCCCCUUGGAGCAGGUCUCCUGCCUCAACUCAGCCUACGGAUGCCCUUUUUCCAUGGCUCGCUUUAAGCUGGCGAAGCACCUGCAGGCCUGCCCAGCCAGCGUGGUCUGCUGCUCCAUGGAGUGGAACCGCUGGCCAAACGUGGACUCAGACACCACCCUGCACACAAACAUCAUGAAGGAGACCUUGAAUGAAGAGUGUCUGGACACAGCCUUGGCACUCCGAGACCAGAAGAUACUUUUCAAGCAUUUGAAAUUAGCCAACUUCUUCCCAGAGUGUAGGAAGAAAGAUGAAGUUGCAGAGCUAAUGGAUGAAGCCAUGGGUGGGGAAGAAGGAGCUGUGGGAGGAGUUACCUGUGGUCCUGGAGGAGGCCCAAACCCGUUAGGUGAGCUCAGCCAACGUGAGCGUGAAGACCUGGCGAAGGACAAAGAGGGAAUGGAUCUGGGUAGCUACAAAGCCUGGGAGAAUAUUUUCAGCAAAGAGCUCCUGGCGUGCAAGGUAACAGGCUCAGCAGCCAGCACAGCACAGAAGACACAGGAGGCUUCCCAGGCAUCAUCAUCAUCAUCAGCAGCAGCAGCAGCAGCAGCAGCAGCCAACCCCACAGAGAAGGCACAGGACGUCCCUGAUGGCGCAGGAAAGGCAAAAGACCAAAAGCCUGAACAAGUGAGACAGAGUAGAGAAAUGACAGGGCUGGCUCCCUGGCAGGAAGGGGUCCUGGAGAGGCUGAAAAAGGAGGUUGGUGUGGGCGAUUACAACAUGUACCUGGUGCACCACGGAGGAAUGCUGAUCCGCUUCGGCCAGCUGGCUGCCUGCACUCCCAAAGAGAAAGACUUCGUCUACGGGAACCUGGAAGCUCAGGAGGUCAAAACUGUCUACACCUUCAAAGUGCCAGUCAGUUACUGUGGCAAAAGAGCACGACUGGGAGAUGCACUGGGCCACAAGGUACCAACUUCAGAUAAGUUAGUGGAUACCUCGGAACUGGGCAUAAGCCUAGAAGAGCUCCCUAAGGCAAGCGUAGUGAAAGCCACGCUGCUGUGUGCGCUGGAAAAAGAGCUGAAAGGCCAUGAGAUCUCUGAGGCAAGGGGCAUUGAUGGGCUCUUUGUGGAUUUUGCAACACAGACUUACAGCUUCCCUCUGGAGCCCUUCUCCUCCAGUGCAGUUCUAGCAGAUGUACUGGAGGAAGGAAGCCCACCAGAACUCCACAUGGAGCUCUACACCGAAUGCGUAACCAGAAGACACAACAAAAGCAGUUCUGCUUUCACAUUUACUUGCAGCCAUUUCUUCAGGAGGGAUGAGUUCCCCUCCCACUUCAAGAAUGUACAUGCUGAUAUCCAGUCUUGCCUGGAUGGAUGGUUCCAGCAUCGCUGCCCACUGGCCUACCUGGGAUGUACUUUUGUUCAGAAUCCUUUCCGCCCUGACGGACUUCAGGCCAAGGUGAUAUACAGCAAGCACCUCGAGACCUUUGCUGUCAAGCCAGAAGUGGACACCCUCCUUGCUGAGUCAGGGAAGUGCAACUUCACGGUGACUACACGAGGGAGAAGCAAGGACUUGCUGAGCAGCCUCCCAGUGGAAGUGCUCAAGUACAUUGCAGGGUUCCUGGAUAGCUUCAGUUUAUCUCAGCUGUCGCAAGUGUCGGUGCUGAUGAGGGACAUCUGUGCCACUCUUCUUCAAGAGAGGGGAAUGGUUCUACUGGUCUGGGAGAAAAAAAGAUAUUCCCAUGGUGGCAGCUCGUGGAGAGCUCGCAAAAAGAUCUGGCAGUUCAGCAGCCUGUUCUCCAGCGUUAACAAAUGGCAGCACAACGAUGUCGUGUGCAUGUCGGAGCACCUGAAGCGCUGUCCCUUCUACCGAGUGGAGCACAAGACAGACCCCGUGCUGCUGCCAGGAAUGUGUGAAUCUCGAGAGCAAACUCAAAAGACUUUGGUUUCUACUUUCAAGCAGGGAGUCUGA
Molecule: messenger RNA, 2214 nt
Organism: Pogoniulus pusillus (Red-fronted tinkerbird)
Lineage: Eukaryota; Metazoa; Chordata; Aves; Piciformes; Lybiidae
Gene: FBXO40
Product: F-box protein 40
Exons: 4
Coding region: 1-2214 (737 amino acids)
Cellular component (GO): cytoplasm
Molecular function (GO): ubiquitin protein ligase activity; protein binding; zinc ion binding
Source: RefSeq, a predicted model, not a curated record